Hippocampus zosterae (dwarf seahorse) is the source of this 486-nucleotide messenger RNA. Its product is annotated as dynein light chain roadblock-type 2-like. Gene Ontology annotation, cellular component: cytoplasm; cytoplasmic dynein complex. Gene Ontology annotation, molecular function: adenyl-nucleotide exchange factor activity; protein homodimerization activity; protein-folding chaperone binding. Gene Ontology annotation, biological process: protein folding; microtubule-based movement. Lineage: Eukaryota; Metazoa; Chordata; Actinopteri; Syngnathiformes; Syngnathidae. The record is from RefSeq and is a predicted model, not a curated record. The transcript has 2 exons.
AUGUCAGAAGUGGAGGAUACUCUGGCCCGGCUGAAGGACAUCCCCGAGGUCAAAAACUUUUUUAUCGUGAACUACCAGGGCAACAUCGUCCGCAUCAAGCAUGACAAGCCCAAGAAGGAAGCCGCCGACAUUGGCAACGCCCUCACCAUCCUCACCAAGAAGGCGAAAUCCUUCGUCCGGGACCUGGAGCCCACCAACGACCUGACCUUCAUGCGGAUCGGCACCAAGACGUUCUAAAUCAUGAUCGCCCCCGACCGUGAGUUCAUCCUGGUGAAGGAGAUGUUCGAGGCCCUGGCGAAAUUCCACAUCCUGCCGAUAGCCUCGGACGGCAAGCCAUUCGACCCGAACUUCCAUGAGGCCAUUUCGGAGCUACCCAGCCCGACCAAAGAGCAGGAGGGGCUGGUCCUGGCCACCACCCAGAACGGCUACACCAUCCGGGAGCGGGUCCUGCGAAGUGCCAAGGUGUGCACCUACCGCAAGGAAUGA